This is a messenger RNA of Uncinocarpus reesii 1704, 2136 nucleotides long. RefSeq names its product Mbp1 protein. Gene Ontology annotation, cellular component: MBF transcription complex; SBF transcription complex. The record is from RefSeq and is a predicted model, not a curated record. Lineage: Eukaryota; Fungi; Ascomycota; Eurotiomycetes; Onygenales; Onygenaceae. Gene Ontology annotation, molecular function: protein binding; transcription regulator activity; DNA binding. The transcript has 3 exons. The coding region runs from base 1 to 2136 and encodes 711 amino acids.
AUGGCGACCGCUGGGCCUGGGAUUGAGGACCAAAUUUACGCUGCUACUUACAGCAAUGUCCCGGUCUACGAGUUUAAAGUCGGGUUGGACAGUGUGAUGAGGCGGCGCCACGACGAUUGGAUCAAUGCUACUCACAUUCUUAAAGUCGCCGGACUUGAUAAGCCAUCGCGAACCCGUAUCUUAGAACGAGAAGUCCAAAAAGGCACGCACGAGAAAAUACAAGGAGGGUAUGGAAAAUAUCAAGGUACCAGACACUACACUGCAGGAACCUGGGUACCUCUUCCCGACGGACGUCACCUCGCUGAAAGAAAUAAUGUGUUGGACGUGCUAUGCCCGAUUUUCGAUUUCGUCCCUGGCGACACGACCCCGCCCCCGGCUCCCAAACACACCACUGCAGCGUCCUCGAGACCCAAAGUUCAAAAGCUGGCUGCUCCGGGUAAGCGAGGCGGCAGGGCGGCUUCCUUCUUGCAUCCACGCACUGCCAAGGCGGCGAGCUUUGUCCAUAGCCAAGAUGCACCGUCUCAAGUUCCGCAGUCAUUUAACGACGAUGAAUCUCUGGCCCAGGCUAGUGUCGAGUCGUCUUCAGCUCUGGCAGAGGAAGAUAUUGCCCAGCUGUCUCAGCGGUCGACCCAUCAACGAAAACGCAAAAGGGGCGGGGAUGCAAAUGGAUUGACGGCAGCGGAACAGCAACACAUCGUAUACGGCGAUGAACUUCUAGACUACUUUAUGACUGUCGGAGAUGUGCCUGCGGGGAUAAGGGUACAACCGCCGGUCCCUCCUACGCCUUUUCAACCCGAUCGACCUAUCGACGACCAGGGGAAUACUGCAUUGCACUGGGCAUGCGCUAUGGGAGCGUUGGAUGUAGUCAAUGACCUUAUUGCUCGAGGAGCCAAUAUCUGCGGUCUUACAUCACAUGAUGAAACUCCUCUUGUGCGAGCUGUGUUGUUUACGAACAAUUAUGAGAAGCGGACGAUGCCAGAGCUCACAGAAAUUCUCAAGGACACGAUCAAUUUUCGAGAUUGGUUUGGCGCCACUGUUUUCAAUCAUCUUGCCGUUGCGACAAAAAGUAAAGGGAAAUGGAGGAGUUCUCGGUAUUACUGUCAAGUUUUGAUCGCUAAGCUCUCUGAGAUGUAUCCGCACCAUGAAGUAGGGCUGCUACUGGCCUCGCAAGAUUCAAACGGCGACACAGCUGCCCUUACCGCGGCCAAAAAUGGGUGUUAUCGGCUCGCUGAAAUCUUGCUGACCAAAUGCCCGGAGGCUGGUAAUCUUCCGAACAAACAUGGCGAAACUGCAAAUGAGGUGAUGAUGAUGAUCCAGCAGCAACAGGUCCAGAGAGACUACCCGCAUCGCCCAUCUUCUGCAACGCAAUGCAGCACCCACGAGGGCGAAGACUUGGUGGAGUCCCACAAUACUGUGACCCAGUCCCAACAAACUAGCCCAAAUGAAGCGACGACGGUGCUGCUCAAGAAGAUCGGCAUAAUUAUGGAUGACUUUAGCGGGAAGCUGGCGCGCGCCUAUGGCGAAGUGAGGUCGCGACCUCAGAAUUUUGAUGGAAAGAGUCACCCAAGAGAGAUAUACGAGCAAGUGGAAGCAGAACGUGAAAGUAUCCGCAAGGAAAAAGAGGAGACACUGUCAAAGGAAGCCGAAUGUGAUCGUUUUGAGGCGUUGGUGUCGUCCCAUAAUGGAGCAAAACAAAGGUACGAGUCGUUCCUUGAGCGUACUCAGAAACUCGUCCUCAACAAACGUCUUGCGGCCCACGAUAGCGAGGCUGCUCCAGGAAAGGAGAACCAGCCAGCGACCACCGACGAUGGUCCCGAGGAGCUCCUCCAGAAAUUGCAAAUCCUCCGUAAACUCUCACGGACAGAAACCGUUCGUCGAAGCGGGGUCAAGGACAUUGUCUCGCACCGUGCAGAUGCCGGCCCCGACGCUAGAUUGAAUGUUCACCGGAAACUUGUUGCGCUGGCCACCGGACUCUCCGAGAAGGACCUCGACCCUAUGGCGAAAGACCUUGCAAGCAAUCUUGAAUUCGCGCGAGCACAUCAGAGCCGACCAAACCCGGCGCCGUCAAACGCCGGGACUCAGCCAAAACGAAACCCAUCGCAAGAACCUGCCGUUGGGGCAAACGCUGGCGUUUGA